Messenger RNA from Mangifera indica (mango), 991 nucleotides. RefSeq names its product mediator of RNA polymerase II transcription subunit 7a. The transcript has 6 exons. Gene Ontology annotation, molecular function: transcription coregulator activity. Gene Ontology annotation, cellular component: mediator complex; core mediator complex. The coding region runs from base 215 to 721 and encodes 168 amino acids. The record is from RefSeq and is a predicted model, not a curated record. Gene Ontology annotation, biological process: regulation of transcription by RNA polymerase II. NCBI's taxonomy places the organism in Eukaryota, Viridiplantae, Streptophyta, Magnoliopsida, Sapindales, Anacardiaceae.
AAUUAUAAACAGUAGGGACUACAAAAUUAACCCAAAAUAUCUUUAAGCCUCACUCCUUUGAAUCCAGCGUCAAGCCAUUCAGCGAUCCCUCGAGCUGCCGUCGCUCAUCCUUUGCUCGAAGUAAAGUGGAAAAAGUGUUUGGAAUUGGGAUUAAAUUGGCUUAAUUUUCCGAUCCACCUGUGUUUUCAGGUUUAAGUAUAAGAGAUUUCUGGUGAUGGCAACUGCUACAUAUCCACCACCACCCCCCUUUUAUCGACUCUACAAAGAUUACUUAGAAAACCCUAAUUCAGCUCCAGCACCACCACCUCCUAUUGAAGGGACUUACAUUUGUUAUGGUGGCAACUACACUACUGAUGAUGUGCUCCCAAGCUUGGAAGAACAAGGAGUGCGUCAACUUUAUCCGAAGGGACCAAAUGUUGAUUUUAAGAAAGAACUGAGGUCUCUGAACAGAGAAUUGCAGUUGCACAUAUUGGAGCUUGCUGAUAUCCUUGUUGAGAGACCAUCUCAAUAUGCUAGGAGAGUGGAAGAUAUAUCCCUUAUAUUCAAGAACUUACAUCAUCUUCUCAAUUCAUUACGUCCCCAUCAGGCUAGAGCAACAUUGAUACACAUAUUAGAACUUCAGAUACAGCGCCGUAAACAAGCUGUUGAGGAUAUUAAGAGGCGGAGAGAAGAGGCGCAGAGACUUCUCAAGGAAUCCCUUGGAACCUUAGAAGGACAGUAGUUUAACUAAAUCUUCAUAUAUCUGCUUAGAAAAUCCUGUAGCUAGCUAAUUUGCAAGAAACUUCUAUUGCUUAAUGCCUGCAGACUCCGAGACGAUGCAGUUACAAUCUGCAAUGCUGGGGGUUUCAUAUGCUUUUUGUAUAACUUGCUCUUUGAAGUUUAUUCGGUCUAUGUAAGCUAGCUGCAUAUAUUUGGGACAUAACAUUAGUUUCUGUAGUACUUCCAUUUCUAAUAGCUAUUUUGAGCAAUGUGAUCAAUCACCUUUCAGAAA